ACCAUUCAGCAAUUACACUGAAACACAGCUUCGCACAUCACUGAAAGUAAAAGCCUAACGUUAAGUGAGUGAAAUGUGGAAACACUAAAUGCUGAGGUCCUUUAUACAGUCCUUUGUACAGGUAAAGGAUUGACGGCCUGAUUCAAACAUGUAAACGAUUUAAUGAAUUAUUAAUUAAAAGAGCUGGUUAAUAAGUUUAUAUAUUUGCUCGUGAUUUGAAUUUCAGUUCCGUGUGAUUGUUUUGCAGCCCACUGAAAGACGCUGUGCAUGGUCUUUUUCUCUUCACAUUCACAGCUCGCCUAAAAUAUUUCUUCUGCUGUGCCGCUGUAUAUUUAAUGCUGAUUUACAGCUGACAGUAUACGUGCAUGUCAUAUUGUUCUUAGUUUUCUCUUUUAAUUCUUUAAAGCACUGGCUGUGAUUUAUCAGGUAGCUGCAGAUAAAUUAUCUAAAUUGCAUGUUUAACAAAAAAAAAACUCAUCCCCUAAUUAAACACGCCACAAGUGUUUGGAGCGAUACCGUCAGUCCGUCAGCAGGGGGAGCCAAUGCUUUUGGAAAUAUCCUUAGAUCCAGUCCACUCUGGCUUUGGAGAGCACUGCUCGCUUUGGCCAGUGCUAUGAAUAAGGACUCUUUGCCUUACUGCUGAUGGUGCUGGAGUGGACCCGUCCAGGCCUGUCCUCCCCAUUACGCCCCAUCUGCGACCUGCGUGUCCUAGACCAUUUCAUUAAGGAGGCAUGGGAUGCGGAGGCUGCUUUGAGAGCUUGUAAGGAUGCCUGCAGCAUUGCAACAAACUUCACUGUUCCUCUGACCAGAGUAGAUUUUGACGUCUGGGAAGCGAUGAAUAUAGAGGAGCAAGCUCAAGAGGUCCAGUCAGGCAUACAUGUGCUGAACGAGGCCAUCAGCUCACUACAGGCAUCUAAUCAGACUGAUGUGCUACAGUCCCACAUAGAUGCCAGUAUUAACAACAUUGCCAGCAUCAGACAAGUGUUGCGAAGUCUCAGCAUACCGGAAUAUGUACCUCCAACCAGUGAUGGAGAAGACAAAGAGAUGCAGAAAGUAUCCUCGAUCUCAGAGCUGUUUCAGGUCCACAUCAACUUCCUGCGUGGAAAAGUGCGUCUUCUGCUUGCCAAUGCACCUGUCUGCCAUCAAGGUGUCAGCUGAUAGACAAUUCUGGGCAAGGGCCAAACUAAUUGGAGCUCCUCGUAUCAGGAGGCAGGAUAUGGGCUAUUACAAAGGAUAUGUCGCCGAGUUUGAAUGACUGGGAGUUGUAGCACUUUGAAAGAUUUACUCACAAAGGGAAAAGAAGACAUCCCCUCAGAAUACUAAGCGCCCUACUCUCUGUUUGUUGAGCAUUUGCAAACUCAUCUGCGUUACCUGGCAAAAUCAACCAGAUGCAAACAUAAAACUUAAGAAAUCACUCCUCUCACCCCAUAUGACUGAUGGCACUUGCCCAGCUCAACUAGGAAGGUUUAUCUGGGAUUCUUAAAAAUGGUUUUGUAUUGCUUAUGAAAUUGUCAUUAUUUAUAUAGAUGAUAUAUUUCUUAGAGCUGGAAUCACUGGCUUUUGCAGAUUCUUUUCUGAAGCUGUUCAAGUGAAGACCUCUCUUCGGCCUCAAGCACUUCCAAACAUUGAACUGUUGAUAGAGAAAACUAUUUAUCAAUAUUAAUUAUGCACUGUAGGUUUUAUAUUAAUUUCAGUGUUAAGUGUGUGUCUGUAUGUGCAUGUGCGACUUUUGUGAAUGCUGCAGGGAAUGUUUCAAGCAACAGGGGAGGAAGGUUGUAAUGCUGGAUUCUUACGGGUCAGUUGGGGUGAACAGGAAGCAGGACUAGAUUGCUGCUUGUGUCGGGGGAAUUAGAAGCUUUCGUGAGACCUGAUGAGGCUGUGUUAGCUCAUGUCUGAAUUACGCGGUCUUGUGCAGAUAACGCCACUGCCAGGAAAAAUAUUGAUUAGUGUGUGUUUGACGAACAUCCUGGCCUGCUUCCACUUCACACACGAUGCUGCAUAUUUGCCUUUGGGAAAUGAUUGUAAGGUUGACAUCUUGUUUCUCUUUUUUUGUAGAACUUGUUUGUGGUUUUCGUAAAUAGCCGUUUUUUUUUUGUUUGUUUGUUUUUUACAUCUGUCAAUCAGUCUCUGUCUAGAUGCAACAAAAUAUGUUUGUAGAUUUUUUUUUCCGGUUAUUUUGCUGUUGUGUGGUUCUUUCAUCACAUUGUCAUUUGGUAUUCAAAUACAAAAUAUUAUUCUUAGCUAAAAAAAUAGAACUGUAAAAACAAGUAGAGAGGAAGUUUUCUUUUUGUCUUAUGAAGCAUCUCUGCUGAGAAUGUCAAUACACUGCUCGCAAUUCUGUAAAUACAUGUGAUUCCAAUGUGAAUUUUUGAAGAAUUAGAUGUGAAAACAAGUACUUUUUUAGAUAUGAGAGAGAGAAUAGGCAUACAUUAUGCCUAAGACUAAACCAGAUUAUAAAAUAAGUACUGCAUUUUUGUCACGUUUCCACUGAAGUAAUUUAGUCACACAACUAAAUAUUUUUGAACAAUCA
Molecule: messenger RNA, 2530 nt
Organism: Cyprinus carpio (common carp)
Lineage: Eukaryota; Metazoa; Chordata; Actinopteri; Cypriniformes; Cyprinidae
Product: erythropoietin
Exons: 5
Coding region: 643-1158 (171 amino acids)
Biological process (GO): nucleate erythrocyte development
Cellular component (GO): extracellular region
Molecular function (GO): erythropoietin receptor binding; cytokine activity; hormone activity
Source: RefSeq, a predicted model, not a curated record